Apis mellifera (honey bee) is the source of this 3556-nucleotide messenger RNA. RefSeq names its product inactive ubiquitin carboxyl-terminal hydrolase MINDY-4B. Gene Ontology annotation, biological process: protein K48-linked deubiquitination. The record is from RefSeq and is a predicted model, not a curated record. NCBI's taxonomy places the organism in Eukaryota, Metazoa, Arthropoda, Insecta, Hymenoptera, Apidae. Bases 1123 to 2397 code for a protein of 424 amino acids. The transcript is spliced from 10 exons. Gene Ontology annotation, molecular function: cysteine-type deubiquitinase activity; K48-linked deubiquitinase activity.
ACAAAAAAAUAACCAGAGACAGGUACCGAAACUAUUACGUAUUUAUACGUAAGAGAGAAGUGAAUCUCGUAACAGAAAAUAGGUUAAGAGGUAGCAGCGGAUUCUCCUAACGUAUUUCUACGUUUAUAUGUUUUUUUUAAAGUUCACGUGUCACGCGAGACAACGAUACAAGUUGCAAAAAAACGGUAUACCGGUACAUAUACGCGAUUACUUUAAAGUUAAAGUUACCAUCGCUCGGUAAACACGGAUUAUUAUUUCGGUUUAAGACGAGAUACAGUAUUUUCCGUUGUCGAUUAACCUCCGCUCCAGAUACAAGAUUGCGGAAGCUAGUUUCGUAUCCAACGAUUCGAAUAAUUGGAAACAACAAUUGCGUACAAAAUUUAUCCAAUUUUGCGACAACUUUCGUAUCUAUCUACCAAAUCUAACGUACGUUUAUGUAUUUUUCUGUAUUAAAAACGAUCUUAUAACUGUAUAAUAAAUACGUGUAAUAUUAGUAUUAUAUACAAGAAAUGUAAAAGUAUAUCUAUAGUCGCUGCGCUUCCAUGCCUGGCGCGCAUGAAGUCUCAUGAAAAUGCACCGUUCGCGUUCGCGCUUGAAAUUUAUUCCCCUAUUUAACGAAAGGGGGAGCAACUAUUUCGCUGCUGCUUACGGGCGCCGUUUAAGAGAAAAGCCGUUUUGAGCAGGUUGCAUGAGGGACACGUCGUUCGGCAAAUACGAUGGAUAGACGUUAUUAGGGCAUGUCUAUCGCCUAUAUUCGCGGGCAAAUAUGUGUUCGGACGUCCAAAGUGACGCGUUUCGUGCGGCUUCGGCAAUUUUGGUCGCCGUCCUAUCUGUUUAUAUAUAAAAGGAAUUCGGCACGAAUCCCAAUUGAUAUUUGAUAGUUUGAUGCGAGGCCUGUGCCAGUGAGCAUCGUCGCCUGUGACAAUCCUCCUUACGGCUCUCCAUCUCCCCUUUCGCUCUCCAACCUACGUUUCCCAAACUAUUCGAAACAUCUUGAAAUAUAUAUAUAUUUCGAAUCUUUAAAUUUUUUGAAUUUCUUCGUCGAAAAAAUUUUUUUUCUUCCUUUCUUUUUUAUACGUAUAUAUACAUAUCCCUUUUAAAAAAUUUAAAAUCGCCGUUCAAAUGUCGCUGUCCACCAGAUCGGCGAGGUGCGCAGCUCUGAUGGCGGAGCCCGACGAGUUGUAUCCAGAAAAGAUUAUAUACCCGAGGAACACGAGAACGCUGAUCAAAACAGCUGUCGUCGGGGGCAAACCGAUCGACGAGAAGACGUGCAUGGCCCUAAGAACGUUGGUUUUCGGAAGUUGUGCCACCCCACCGAGGCCUGAAUGGGCGAGGACCGGAUUCACGUUGCGCCCUUACGGGCAGAGCUUGGCGUUUGGAUUACGAGCGGCGAGAAACACGACCCGAUCCCUCGUCACUGCCGUGCAAGCCGUAAUGCUCAAGCAUUUCCUCUUCAAAUCCAACGCUGGCCCGGUCGAAAGCCUGUUGAAGCCGUCGUACGAAAGGCAGAUCGAAGCGUUGACGUCGACCGUAGCGGAGAUUAUCUGGCGUUCCGCAGGCGGGUUUGCCGUGCAAAAUAUUGGUUGCUCGUCGGGUCAAAGCGCGGCCGGCAACGAGAGCGCACCCACGGCGGUGGUUGUCCUCCCGCAAGAGACCCCCUACGUGCAGCACAGCGUGCAAUAUUUUCAAGAUGGUCUCACCGAGACCCUCCAUUUGUUCGAAUUCGAAUCUUUGGACGACUUGGAGAUAUUCAUCAAGCGAUACCUGUACUUGUUUCAAGACGAGGGCAGCCCAGGUGCUGUAUUGCUGCUGUACAGCGCUGUGCUCUCCAGAGGCCUGUCCAAGGUGAAAAUCGAUCUGGAAAAUCCGAGGGGCUCGAUGCUGGGCGGUUGCCCCGAGGAGGGUUCCAUAAGCGUGGUGGUGUUCUCGUUGACGGGCCGCGCUUCCCCUCACCUUCACAACGGGGUGUUGCACGUUGGGGAUGAGAACACAUACGCUGUGCCGCAAUGGGGAGUGCUGGCAAGGAGCGAGGUGGGCUUCCUGGUGCACGAGGGUGACGGCCAAUCGACAGGCAGACAACCGGGCUCCCGCUUGAAGACCCCCAAUCUCCCGAUCUGGGUCACCCUUUGCCACGGCCAUCACGGCGUCCUGUUCAAUACGAACCGCGAGCUGCUCAGAAAUUACCACGCGGAGCGACGGUUCGAGAUUCAAUACUUCACUUGCGGCGGAAGCCACGCCAUUCUGACCGUGGACACCAGGUCAACUUCCGGAAAUGAUUCGGAGUUGGAGGGGUCGAGCAAGGAAUGCACGGACAUGGGCGCAACUCCUUUGGAGAAACUCAUUCGUUCCAAGUGGCAAGAUGCGUAUAUACAGUGGAACGGAGCGCCUUUGAUGUGAAUGUAUAUUUUUGUCUUUUUCUUUUUAGAAAAUUGAUGUAAAAUGUCUUUCGUUUAAAUUAGUAGUCGAUUUUUAGCCGCUUGAAAUCGUUUCUAUCUUCGAAUAAAAAGAUUUCUUCGAGAUGUAUCGUAAGAUUGGCCAAAAUCGGAUAUAUUUUUUCUUCUUUUUAGAAAAUUGAUAUAAAAUAUUUUUCGUUCUAUCUUCGAAUAAAAAGAUUUAUUCGAGAUAUAUCGUUGUAUAGAUAUAAGAUGAUCGUCGUUGUCGAAGAUUGGCCAAAAUUGGAUAUUUUUUUUUUAUUUUUAGAAAAUUGAUAUAAAAUAUCUUUCGUUUAAAUUGUAGUCGAUUUUAGUCGCUUGAAAUUGUUUUUAUCUUCAAAUAAAAAGAUUUCUUCAAGAUAUAUCGUUGUAUAGAUAUAAGAUGAUCGUCAUUGUCGAAGAUUAACCAAAAUCGGAUAUUUUUUUCUUCUUUUUAGAAAAUUAAUAUAAAUUAUCUUUCGUUUAAAUUAUAGUAGAUUUUAGCUUGAAAUCUGAAUUUCUAUCUUCGAAUAAAAAGAUUUCUUCGAGAUAUAUCGUUGUACGAAGAUUGGCCAAAAUCGGAUAUAUUUUUUUUUUCCUCUUAAAAAAUUGAUGUAAAAUAUCUUUCGUUUAAAUUAUAGUCGAUUUUAGCUUGAAAUCGUUUCUAUCUUCGAAUAAAAAGAUUUCUUCAAGAUACAUUACAUUUAUUGUACGAAGAUUGGCCAAAAUCGGAUAUUUUUUUCUUCUUUUUAGAAAAUUAAUAUAAAAUAUCUUUCGUUUAAAUUGUAGUCGAUUUUAGCUGCUUGAAAUCUUCGAAUAAAAAGAUUUCUUUAAGAUAUAUCGUUGUACGAAGAUUGGCCAAAAUCGGAUAUCGAACUUUUCCGUUCGUAUUUCAUCGACACGCGAUCGCGUGAAGCGCCAAACGUAUAUUUGUAUAACACAUAUAUGUAUCAUAUAUAUUUGACUCAAUCUUCUUAACAAAUUUGCUUGCCGUAUCCCGCGACUCGUAUAAAAAUCCACGAAAUUCGCACGCGUUUCAUUACCAUUUCCUUCUUUUCUUCCUCGCAACGACACCAAAACAAGGAGGGAUAAUUAACCCGAGGCCUUUUCCGCUCGGCCGAACUCCCGUACGAAAUGAAUUUCUU